UGGCUACCCUACGGUUGGGAUAAAGUAACAAAUUCCAGUCUUCUCCAGAAAGAGAUAAACCCUAUUGCAGCAAAAUAACGGCCCAUAUGGAUCCGUAAACGGGUCAUCCCGAUAAAUAGGCACCACGUUAACAAAUGGAUUGUCUUUCUCUAUUUGGGCCUUGCAUUUUGGGGCCGGUUGGCCCACUAGUUCCGGCCAUUCCCUCUUGUAUCCAUACUUUGUCCCUAUUCACAGCUAAUGUUGAGUUCAUUGUGGUUGUAAAGAAAAGCACGCGCUCACAAACCCUUUCUCCCCGACCCAUUCCCCUGAAAAUGGCCGGCGGAGAUUCCACGGCGGUGGAAGGUGGCCUCACCGCCGCGCCCCUCCUUCUAAUCCGAGACAUUGUCCGAAUAUCUGGUGCCGGCUUCUCGGGGAUUUUCAAGAAGGAUUGUGUGGACUUGGGUCGCAGAGUCUCACUCUUGGCCCAUUUGCUCGAGGAAAUUAGGGAUUCCGAUAAAGCCAAAGAAAAUGGCGAGGCUGGGUCUUCCUCUUUAUACCGUGCUUGCUUUUCUGACCUCACAAUGGCUCUUCAGGCUGCGAAAAGGCUCAUUUUUGCUGCUAACAACUUCGACGAUUCCAAGAUUUCAUCUGAUGGUGCCACAGAAAAUUUUUUCUGUCAAUUUCAAUGUGUGACAUGGUAUUUGGAAAAGACAUUGGCUAACUUACCAUACAAUGAUUUUGACAUAUCGGAAGAAGUACAAGAACAGAUUGAACUAAUGAUGGCUCAAUUGAGACGGGCCACUGAAAGAUACGGUGAGCCAUUAAAUUCAACCUUAUUACGCCAGGCCCUAUUGCAGCUGUUGGAUAAAGAGGCCAGCAGUAUACAAAUGAAUAAUAUUGGGAUCGUUGAUCUUAAAACUGGACAAAAAAUGGAAGGUCUUGUUGAAGCAAAUGGUUUGGAGAACGAUGAGUUGAUCGAGGACAAUGAAAGUUUGAGCAAGUCUUUGAAAUCAUGUGAGAUUGGUGCCUCUAAGGAUUCCGAUAGUGAGUUGAUUGAGAGCUCGGUUUGCAAAAGUGAAGAAGAAAACAAGAAAUUAGAUUCACCCAUAAUUCCUGUCGAUUUCUUGUGUCCUAUAUCUCUUGAGAUUAUGAAGGAUCCAGUGAUUGUGGCCACAGGGCAGACCUAUGAGCGAGCCUACAUACAACGAUGGAUCGACAGCGGCCGCAAAACGUGCCCCAAAACCCAACAAAAACUCGACCACCUCACCCUCACCCCUAACCUUAUCCUCCGAACCCUAAUCAUCCACUGGCGCUCGAAAAACGACCCCAACCACAUCGAACCCACCGGCGACCCAUCUGCCUUCUCAACCCUCAUCCGUCGCCUCUCGUCCCCCUCCCCCUCCGAACGCCACUCCGCCGUAGCCGAGAUCCGCUCCCUCACGCGCCGCAGCACGGACAAUCGCAUUCUCCUCGCCCACGCCGGCGCCAUCCCGUUCCUCGUCGCCAUGCUCUCGUCCUCCGACGACCCCAUCAUUCAAAACAACGCCGUGGCCUCGAUCCUCAACCUCUCGAUUCACGACGACAACAAGGAGCCAGUCAUGCUCGCCGGCGCCGUCCCGCCGCUCGUGCGCGUGCUCCGUAGCGCCGCCGUCGCAGGGCUCGAGGCCCGGGAGAACGCGGCCGCGGCUCUGUUCUGCCUCUCGCUCGUAAACGAGAACCGCGUCGUGAUCGGGGCGUCGGGGGCUAUACCGCCGCUCGUGGAGUUGCUCAGGGAAGGGAGCCCGCGGGGCAGGAAGGACGCUGCCGCGGCGCUGUUUAAUCUAUGCGAAUAUCGCGGGAAUAAGGGGCGGGCCGUGCGGGCUGGGAUCGUGGAGGUGAUUUUGGUUAUGUUAGAUAGCCCUGGAGGGGGAAUGUUGGUGGAUGGGGCGCUUGCGAUUUUGUUGGGCCUUGCGGGCCAUAGUGGGGCCCGGGAAGCGAUUGUGGGGGGANGGAAGGCGGGGUGGUUGCUGGAGGGGAUCGGGGGAGGGAGGCAGGUUUGACUUUGACUUUUUAUUUAUUUUUUGUUUUUGAAUUGAUGGGGGGAUUAUAACUGGUGGGGUACACGAGUUUUAUGUGUGUGUGUGUGUGGAGAAGG
Striga asiatica is the source of this 2113-nucleotide messenger RNA. The record is from the annotation of a GenBank genome assembly. Lineage: Eukaryota; Viridiplantae; Streptophyta; Magnoliopsida; Lamiales; Orobanchaceae.